AGGCCUGAGUCAGAUAAUUUUACGUGGAGCUUUGAAAAUAUCAAACAUUAACAUUAAAGUGGAGCUUUCAAAUCAUCAACGCCUUCCCGUCAGCCUCAUGAGCCACAACUCACGUUUUGGUCUCUGCUACUACCAAACAGUUGCUUAGUGCCGGCAUAGACUCCACUCGCUUUUUGCGGUCACCAGUAGUCCGAUUAGAGCAAAGGACUAAGCGUCCAUAGUCAUGGUAGUCGAACAGGCCGCGGCAGCGACUACUAGGUGAUUUUCGAACCAUGGAACAAGCUCGUCUGAUCCACAUGCAUCCAGACCAAGCUUGCGUUGAGAUUACAAGAAAUAUGGCAGAGACGUUCCCCAUGACCGGUGGCACUGGCCUUUACAGCUACACUAACAACUCUACUAAACAGAAAGAAGGAGCAGAAGCAGCAAAAUCAAUGUUGCUUGAAGGAAUUAUUGAAAAUCUUGAAAUAGAACACAAUUCUUCAAAUCUAUUUACAGUUGCUGAUCUGGGUUGUUCAACUGGGCCAAAUACAUUCAUUUCAGUCAACAACAUAAUAGGAGGAGUCAUUAACGCAUACAAAACCAAAACCAAAGGCUAUAAUGACAAUCUCCUACCAGAAUUUCAAGUGUAUUUCAAUGAUCAUCUUUCUAAUGAUUUCAAUACCCUUUUUACCAAUUUUCCUUCAGAUAGGAAAUAUUUUGGUUAUGGAGUUCCAGGCUCCUUUCAUGGCAGAUUAUUUCCAAGAUCAUCUUUAAACUUUGCCUAUUCAGCUUUUGCACUCCAUUGGCUUUCCAGGGCACCACCAGAGUUAAGUGACUUGAGUUCCGGAAUUUGCAAUAAAGGAAGAAUUCAUUAUGCAAAUGCACCAAAUGAAGUUUGUGAGGCAUAUUCUGCUCAAUAUGGAUCAGAUAUGGAAUCAUUUUUAAGUGGUAGAGCAGAAGAGAUUGUUCCUGGUGGAUUAAUGGCUUUGCUUAUUCCAGGAAGGCCUAAUGGAACUCUUCCUUCAGAAUUUUCACUUGGACAACUGUUUCUUCCAUUGGAAUCUUGCCUGGUUGAUAUGGCCAAUGAGGGAAUACUAAGCUGGGAUAAAAUAGACUCGUUCAACUUGCCUAUGUACAACCCCUCAAUAGAAGAGGUAAUAAAUUUAAUACAAAAAAAUGGUCAAUUUAGCAUCACAAAACUGGAAAAAAUACCUGCAAAAUCUGCCAUCCCAAUACCUAAUCCAAGAGAGACUAGGUCUGGCUUUGAAACCAUUCUCAAAGCCCACUUUGGAAAUGAACUUACAGAAGAGCUAUUCAAGAGAUAUGAGGUAAGAUUUGCAGAGCUUUACUCAGAAAGAACUGCUGAUCCUUUUGCCGUUGGGUUGUUCAUCCUUCUCAAGCGACGCCAUUAAAUAAGAAGAAGCUUUGCUCUGCAUUUUCUUUCAGAUUUCAUA
Jatropha curcas is the source of this 1433-nucleotide messenger RNA. RefSeq names its product loganic acid O-methyltransferase. NCBI's taxonomy places the organism in Eukaryota, Viridiplantae, Streptophyta, Magnoliopsida, Malpighiales, Euphorbiaceae. Gene Ontology annotation, molecular function: methyltransferase activity. The record is from RefSeq and is a predicted model, not a curated record.